Molecule: messenger RNA, 1712 nt
Organism: Argentina anserina (silverweed cinquefoil)
Lineage: Eukaryota; Viridiplantae; Streptophyta; Magnoliopsida; Rosales; Rosaceae
Exons: 7
Coding region: 526-1380 (284 amino acids)
Cellular component (GO): cytoplasm
Molecular function (GO): exopolyphosphatase activity
Source: RefSeq, a predicted model, not a curated record
UCGCCACAAGAUGCUUCUUCUCCUGCGGCGGCGGUACACAAGUGGUUUUCCAAUAUCCUCAAGCCUGCCAGUCAGGCUCACCAAGAACCCUGCCAGCCGCGGCCAAAUUCCCAUCCUACCCCUCAAAUUGUUACUCCCCGCCAACCGGGGCCACGUAGGUCGCGGUUCCAGAACGAUCCUUCGUCACCUCGCCCGCAUGGGAUACCUAUCCCUUCCCGCCGGACAUUUCAAAGUCCAUCAGCAACACCUGAUAAUAAGUUGCUCUCUCCGCCUAGAGACCUCGUCCCUUCGGCCCACCGGAGGUCCAUAUCGUCGUCUACUUGCUCUAUUGAGAAGGCAGCCAUAAAGUCUAGUGCAGUGGGUUGGCCAAAGGAUGAAGCUCAAGCUCAAGAUCAAGGAGGAAGCAUUGAUGAUCUCAAUGGGUUUCUCAAAGAACAAAGAAUAAAAAUUAAGAAAAUAUUGGAUGAUCAAGUUAAUUCCAAGGCUAGAAUCGUGCUUUCUGAUCCUUCCAAUAGUACAAGUACAAUGGUUGCAGCAAUAUGUUAUGCAUGGCUAUUGGAGAACAGAGUGAGGAAGGAAAAGAAGAAGAGUAAAGCAUGGAAUGAUAACGAUGACAAGGAGCAAUAUGUUGUGGUUCCUGUGAUGAAUGUGAAGAGAGGGAGGAUGUGGAAGCAAAGAGAGGCUGCUUGGCUAUUUUAUCAUGUUGGCCUUGAUGUCACUUCGUUACUCUUUUCUGAUGAAGUGGAUUUAGAGACACUAAUGAUGGCUGGCAAGUUGAAUAUUCUUGUAACCGGGCAAGAUGUCCUGAGAAAUAACGGCGAGGUUGGAUCUCAGUGCACCAUUCUUACAGAUAAUUACUGUGAAGAUGCCUAUGAUCUACUUGAUAACCCUUUGCUCAAGAAACUCCUGCUUGGAGGUAUAUUGUUAGACACUCAAAAUUUGAAAGCAUCAGGUCAAUUGUCUAUGACAAGAGACGCAGAGGCAGUGCAGUUGCUUUUAGUUGGCUUGCCAUCCAAUUACCGGAAUGCACUCUUCGAUCAAUUGACACAACAUCAGGGAGACAGUUCCUUUCUUGAGGCUUUGAGGCAUAAUUAUGGGAAGUCUCCUAAUGGAAGCAGUAGUGACUGUACAGAACAUGUGAAGCAGCUGAAGGUUUCGGAGAGGAAAUCAGCUUCUAAUUCUCAUCAUGAAACGAAUUUAAUCAAAAAUUCAGACAAGAAUGCUCAUGAUGCCGCAAGAAAUGCAAAAAGGGGCUCCCCAAAAUCUGCUAAACCACAAAUCACAGCACCUUCGGCUCCACCGCUGAAACCGUCGCCUAGUCCCAACCGCGGAAAGAAUCAGUUCUUCCUUGCAAAAUGGUUUGGUUUUGGUAACAAAUAAGGGUACCAUUCUAUAUCUUUUAAUUGUAAAUUUUCAUCUAGCUAGAAGAACCUGCAUUGAUGAAUGAUGACAUUAGGAGAACAAAAUUUCUCGAGUAUCAGCUGAUUCCAUCAAGGGAGUAUUUUGCUCAUGCCAAAAGCUAAAUCCUAAAUUCCUUUUAGUUUCUUGGAAAAGGAAGAUAUGGAAACACUUCAUAGAGCGAAUGUAGAACGUUCUUGUGUCAAUGUGCCUAUGCCUAUAUAUUAUUGUAUUUGUCAAAUACAAUAAGGUUUGGAGUUGCUAGUGGACUUGGUAUACUAUUGUCUUUUUAUAUAAAAAAUUUUAUGACAGAA